AUGCCAAAUGGGCCUAAACAACUAUCGAAGCUUCUAUCAAACUCUUUGUCAAAAACUUUAACUUGUUACUAUCCAUGGGCUGGAAGUCUAAAAGACAACGACACUAUUGAGUGUGAUGACAGUGGAGCUGAGUUCUUGGAAGUCCAAAUCAACUCUCCAAUGGACAAAGUUGCUUAUCACCCAGAUUCAAAUGUCAAAGAUUUGACAUUUCCUAAAGGCGUACCUUGGGCUAAUAGCGUGGAUCGGGCCUUAACUGUAGCUCAAUUGAGCCAUUUUGAUUGCGGAGGAAUAGCACUAAGUGUUUGCAUGUCGCAUAAAGUAGGAGAUGCAAGCAGUGUCCAUUGUUUCUUGAGGGAUUGGGCUGCGUUAACUCGAAGUUCAAAUACAAUUAGGCCAUCUCCUUAUUUUGUCGAGGACUCCAUUCUACCAUCGCCAAUUGGUCCAUUGGUUUACCCUGUUCAUGGAUCAAACAUGGACAAAUGUGUCCAAAAGAGGUUUCAUUUCUCUAGCACAAAGAUAAGUGCGUUAAAAUCCUCAAUCGCCGUGCAAAAUGCAACGAGCAACGAGGCUGUAAGUGCACUUCUCUACAAAUGUGCUGCAUUUUCUGCCACCGCGACUAAUUCAGGUUCAUUCAAGCGAUCUCAGUUGAUCCAGUUCUCGGAUUUGCGAGCAAUGAUUUCGCCACGACUAUCACCAAACUCCAUAGGAAAUCUCCUUACCAUGUUCUCCUCACCGAUAUAUGACAACGAGGAAGACCUCAAGUUGCCGGAGUUAGUAACCCAUAUAAGAACGUCGAAAAACAACCUCUCCACAAGGAAGAAUGUUGAAGAAAAUGAGUUGGCUAUAGAGAUGCUAGAUGCAAAUAGAACAGGGGAGUCGAUAUUCCAUAAAAGGAAAUGUGAUAUGUACGUUUCGAGUAACUUAUGUAAGUUCCCAUUAUUACAAGAUUUAGAUUUUGGAUUUGGGAAGCCUAUUGGAGCAAGCAUUGCAAAGGGUCCAUUUAACAAGGUUAUGUUCUUGAUGAGGACCUAUGAUGGAGGAAUUGAAGCACUUGUUAACUUGGAUGAACAAGAAAUGUCUGUGUUCGAGCAUGACGAGCAACUUCUUGAAUUUGCUACUCUCACUGCUCAUUAA
This is a messenger RNA of Capsicum annuum, 1134 nucleotides long. Its product is annotated as acyltransferase Pun1-like. The record is from RefSeq and is a predicted model, not a curated record. Lineage: Eukaryota; Viridiplantae; Streptophyta; Magnoliopsida; Solanales; Solanaceae. The transcript has a single exon. Bases 1 to 1134 code for a protein of 377 amino acids.